This is a messenger RNA of Capsicum annuum, 1678 nucleotides long. Its product is annotated as zinc finger protein SHOOT GRAVITROPISM 5. The record is from RefSeq and is a predicted model, not a curated record. Bases 335 to 1477 code for a protein of 380 amino acids. Gene Ontology annotation, molecular function: DNA-binding transcription factor activity. The transcript has 3 exons. Lineage: Eukaryota; Viridiplantae; Streptophyta; Magnoliopsida; Solanales; Solanaceae. Gene Ontology annotation, cellular component: nucleus.
ACAAAACAAGACUAUACAUCUUCAACCUUAUUUGCUCAAGGUAGAAAAAAUCAAUAAAAAACUUUCAAUAAAGUUCAUAUCAAAAAAAAAAAAAAAGCUUCAAAAAGCUUAAAAAGAUAACUAAAUUUUCUCAAAAGGAAAGUGCCCUCCCACCAGCUUCCAAAAAAGUAACAACCCCCCACCCCCACUCCCACCCCCAUCCCCCCAAACAAAUAAAAAAACUAACCCCACCCCCCACUAGUUACAAGUAGGGUAUACACUUGUCUAAAUAUAUUUCAUCUUUUUUAUUUUUAUUUUUUCCCAUUUGAUCUAUAGUUAUACAAAUUUCUCCUCCAUGUUGGAUAAUUCUUCUUCUGAACCUCUUAAUAAUUCUGCUGAAAAUUCUAAUAGAAGGAAAAGAAGACCAGCUGGUACACCAGAUCCAGAUGCAGAAGUGGUUUCACUUUCUCCAAAAACACUUUUGGAAUCAGAUAGAUACAUAUGUGAGAUAUGCAAUCAAGGUUUUCAAAGGGACCAAAACUUACAAAUGCAUAGAAGAAGACACAAAGUGCCAUGGAAGUUAGUGAAGAAUGAAAAUCCACAAGUUAAAAAAAGAGUAUUUGUUUGUCCUGAGUCAAGCUGUUUGCACCAUGAUCCAUGUCAUGCACUUGGUGAUCUUGUUGGAAUAAAGAAGCAUUUUAGGAGGAAACAUAGUAAUAAUAAGCAAUGGAUUUGUGAGAAAUGUGGGAAAGGUUAUGCUGUUCAAUCUGAUUACAAAGCACAUCUCAAGACUUGUGGUACCAGAGGACAUUCUUGUGAUUGUGGUCGCGUUUUUUCCAGGGUGGAAAGUUUUAUUGAGCACCAAGACACUUGCACUGUAAGAAGAUCAGUUAGGCCAGAUUUGCAAACAUUGCAACCAACAACUGCUUGUUCUUCAAGGACUGCUUCAAGUACUAGCCCAUCAAGUGACACAAAUUUGCAAAAAAUAACCACAAUGCCUUUGCAACAUAAUUUAGAACUUGGCCUUUUACCAUCAAUUACAACUACUAGUCAUGAUCAACAUCAUGAAAAUCAUCAUCAAGAACCACAUUUGAAAUUAUCAAUUGGUGGAUCAUCAUCAUCACAGUGUAUUGUACCAAAAAAUGGCCAGGAGGAAAAUGAGGUGGUACUGAAUUUGGCUAUGGCUGAAAGAGCGUACGCAGAGGAAGCAAGAAGACACGCGAAGAGGGAGAUGGAAUACGCGGAGAUGGAAUUCGCGAAUGCAAAGAGGAUUAGACAACAAGCACAAGGUGAAAUUGAAAGAGCAAGAAAAUUGAAAGAAGAAGCUAUUAAGAAAAUAAGUUCAUCAAUUUUGGAAAUUACUUGCCAUGCAUGCAAAAAUAAAUUUCAACAAAAUGCACCAAUUGAGAAUAAUAAUAAUAAUAAUAAUAAUAAUAUUGAGUCAUCACCAGCUAUGAGUUACAUGUCUUCAGCAACAGAUAUUGAAGGUGAACAAUGACCAAAAAAAAAGAUUAUGUAAUGUGUUGGUAUAUUUGUGUUCGUUGUAUUUUGUUAAUGUAGGGUUUUGUAUUUUUUAUUUUAAUUGUUUUAGAAAGAGGAUUAUUAGUAUGUGUUUAUUUUGAAUAAAACUCAUUUUGAAUCAUUCCAACAAUUAUUUCAAUUUUUAUUUUUUUUGGUAUGAAGUUGAUCUGUUGGAACU